AUGAAAAUUUUAUUGAGUCUCACACUUUUAAGCUUGACAAAUGUUUGUGCGUUUCUUACAUCAUCAUCUAAACAAGAUAAAGAGAAGCGCAAUGUAACACCAAUUGCCUCGGAGGUUGUAUCAAACCCUCAGUUCACUCAUGAAAUGAUCCAGUUCAUCCUAAGAGCUGAAAGCUUGGGAACAAAUUUUGUUACAAACUUUUUAUUUUGUUUGUACGAGGGACGAGAAAUGAAAACCCCUUGCUUGCCAACUCUAACAUUAAACAUGCUCUUCGACUCUAGUGAAUGCUCAUGUUACUUGUUACAUAAUAAGUAA
Molecule: messenger RNA, 315 nt
Organism: Clunio marinus
Lineage: Eukaryota; Metazoa; Arthropoda; Insecta; Diptera; Chironomidae
Source: the annotation of a GenBank genome assembly